CCGAUCAAGUCCCCAGAUAUUGACUUAAGUCAGUCCACGUGCAGGUCGCGUUCUUUACACGUUUCCAUUGUGAUAUCGUGGGUGUUUCAUGACUUUUCACUCAUCGAAUAUUUAAAAACAAAAAAAAAAAAAAAAGGAAACACAACCAGCCAAAUAUUUAAAUAUUUCACGGAUAUUAUCAUAAAUUAACAUGAUCAACACGCCAACGAAAGAUGAGACCAUUAACGCCGACUUGAGAUUGACCUACGACAACAUUUUCUAAACUCCUUGGAAUACUUCAAGAAAUUUCCCUCUUUUACAAAAAAACAAAAAAAAAAAAUUCCUCUAGAAAUUUCAGUUUAAAUCCAAGGUUUCGAAAUUUUUCCUCUUUUUUUUUUUGCAAAUCUGUUCUUUAUUUUCAACGAGAAAAUGUAUUUUCUUCAAAUCAAACCAAAAUAUUUCGAAGAUUAAAUUUUUCUUUCGAAUUCAAAAUUUUCCAAGCAGUGUAAAAACAUAAAUUUCGAGAAAAUCUCCAUUAACGAGAAAAAUGAAGCAGAAAAUUAGAAUUUCAUUCUGAAAAUCCGUUUCUAAAUUAGUGUCUUGAGGAAGAAAAUGUUUUUGUUUGAGUGAAUAAACUAAAUAUAAGAAAACAAAGACAGUGGAGUAGGUGACAAUAAUUUUUUUCUGAAAAAAAAAAAAUUCGUAACUUGAUCAUAAAAUGAAAAGCCAGGAGUAUUUAAUCACAAACCGUGAGAGUGAAUAAAAUUUGCAAUGAAAGAAAGUGAAGACUGACAAAAAGGAACAAAAAAAAAAAAAAAAAAAAAUUCUCAUAGAUCAUGCAGCUGAGGAUCUCGUGGACUUUUCGGUACGUGCUGCUGAUAAUAGCCGUGAAUGUAAUCAAUGGAAAACACGAUAUUCAGGAAAUAUUGAAUUACAAAUCGCCGAGUAUUUCAAGUUUAUCAUCACGAAGUCUCUCGAAAUUUGUGAAACCGAUUGCCACCCAUCAAUUGGCGGGUCAACGAGCUUUUGUCAAUGAUUAUGAAUUCAGCAACAGAAGAGAUGGCACUUCAUUCGACGACGAAAGCAAUAAUCGUGCUAAAGAUCAGCUAUUCAAUGAUUUGGCGGCAAACUCGAGGGCAAACAAGUACGUUCGUCAAAAUCGAGCCAUCGAGAGUACUAUACAAAAUGUGAUCGAUCGAGAUUUCAUUAGGGGAAGUUCCUCGAAUUCUAAUAGUGGAUUUCUUUCAUAUUCACGUGGUGAAAAUAGAUUUCCCAUUGUUACAAAUAAUUAUCCAAAUCAAGAGUGGAACUCGGCGGGAUUUAAUGAUCAAAAAGAUGAUGAGGAGGAUUUUUUGAAUUUGAGUGAUGAUGAUAAUGAUAAUGAGAGUGUAAUGUUUGAGCAAUUUUUAGAUGAUCUUAGUAAAAAACGAACUAAUGGAGAAUUGGAUGAUUUGAAUAAUAAUUCGGGAACUGGACGAAGACAGGGAAGACGAAGAAAGCUCAAUAGUCAAGAGCAGGGAAUUCUUCUUGUCGAGGCUCUUAGAAAGAAACGAAAUUUUACCUACGUUAACGAUCAUCGUGGUCAUGGAGCUGAUAUUCAGAGCGGAAUUAUGGAUAUGCUUGGCAAAAUGAUUCCUCAGACGUGUAAAUACAAGGGCGCAAAAUUUGAAUGUGGCCUUAGUAUAAGUUGUGUCCUUGGAGGUGGUCGACCCGUUGAUCUUUGUUCCGGAGGUAUGAUUUGGAGUUGUUGCGUCGACGAUGACGACAUUCCCGAAAAGGUGACAAAACCCACUUCUGGACUUCUCCAAAAUGCCAGUUGCGGAGAACUUUACACGAGAAGUAACAGAAUUGUUGGUGGACAUAGUUCUAGUUUUGGCAGUCAUCCGUGGCAGGCCGCUAUUAUCAAAUCAGGAUUCCUGUCGAAAAAGCUUUCGUGCGGGGGAGCUUUACUCAACAAUCGGUGGAUUGUAACUGCUGCUCAUUGUGUUGCCACGUCUCCGAACAGCAACUUAAAAGUCAGGCUUGGAGAAUGGGACGUCAGGGACGCUUCAGAACGAUUACUUCACGAGGAGUUUAACAUUGAGCGAAAAGAGGUACAUCCAUCAUAUUCACCAUCGGAUUUUCGUAAUGAUGUGGCUCUUAUCAAAUUAUCGAGGACGGUCUCUUUUAAGCAACAUAUCGUGCCGGUUUGUUUGCCAGCGAGAAAUUUGAAACUCUCAGGACGAUCGGCUACGGUUGCUGGUUGGGGACGAACACGACACGGUCAAGUUUCAGCGCCGACAGUACUACAGGAAGUCGAAGUCGAGGUGAUUCCGAAUGAAAGGUGUCAAAGAUGGUUUAGAGCUGCAGGUAGAAGGGAAACAAUUCACGAUGUUUUUUUGUGCGCUGGAUACAAAGAAGGCGGAAGAGAUUCUUGUCAAGGGGAUUCUGGAGGUCCUUUAACAAUGUCCGUGGAAGGAAGACAUGUCCUAAUUGGCCUAGUUUCUUGGGGAAUUGGUUGUGGACGUGAACAUUUGCCUGGAGUUUACACAAAUAUCCAAAAGUUUGUACCAUGGAUAGAUAAAGUUAUGAGCUAAUGGACAGAUUUUGCAUUUUUAUCUCUCUGAAAGAAACGAAAGCGAAAGAAACAUAAACGAUAUACAAAGAGUAGAGCUACUCGAGUUACCAAAGUUUCUUUCUAAACAUUUACAAGAAAAUGCCUUUUUUACAUUUCGAGUUACAAUUUUCUUGAAGAAAGCAAUGAGAGAAGUGAUAUAUAAGUAAGAUCAAAAAAAGAAAGAAGUUUAAUGAAAGUUUAUCUUACGUUCUUAAAGUAAAAUUUAUGACGAAAAAAAAUCUAGCUUUGCUUUGGACGGAUAAGAACAAAAUUAAACUUGAAAAAAAGUGUUAUUUAUUCAAAAUUAAAAUCACUUAUCUAUUAUUAUUUAAGAAACGAACGACUGAACGGGAAAAUUAUUCAGUUUUUUUUGUUAUUAAAUUUUAAACGGAUUUUAGCACUUUAUUAUGGAAUAAAAAAAAUAAAUGCGAUUUCCAUUUAAAAGUAAAAAAUUAUGUUUUUCUUUAACGAUUUGCUAUAUUUGCGUCUUGUAGAUAAAAAAGGCCAUUUGAAUCUCAAUUCUGAAAUGAAAUCUCAGGUUGUUGAAAUUUCGAAAAGAUUCUCUUAAUCAUCAAAAUAGAAUCUUUCAAUUAUUCAAACUCGCCAUGAUUAAAUCUUGUAUAUUAUUUUUAUAUCCAAAUACAUUAAUUGUGUUUGGCAAAUAUUUAAUAAAAAAAAAAAGAAAAAUAA
Molecule: messenger RNA, 3265 nt
Organism: Leptopilina boulardi
Lineage: Eukaryota; Metazoa; Arthropoda; Insecta; Hymenoptera; Figitidae
Product: serine proteinase stubble-like
Exons: 8
Coding region: 816-2555 (579 amino acids)
Biological process (GO): proteolysis
Molecular function (GO): serine-type endopeptidase activity
Source: RefSeq, a predicted model, not a curated record